AUGUCAGUAAUACGUAGACGAAUCCUUUAUACGAUUCUCCUUGUUGCUGUUUCGUCGAAUUGCACGAAGCACAAAGUUUCAACAUUAAGAGAAAUUUUACAAAAGAGCAUUUUAGCGCCAUCUUGGCAGUUUCAGAGCAUCGAUCACAAAUGGAAAUGGCAUCAACAAUACAACGAUAAGGGCCUUCAAGCGUUGUCAAUUUUUGUUAAAGAAUUUGAGGCGUCGUAUAAAGCUGCAAAGCGCGAACUAGUGCUGAUGUUUGGUGAAGAAAGUUUAAUAGAAAGUCGCUUGAGACCCAUGGAAAGUAUCAGUCAAGAAUUGGACGAUGAUGGAAAUACGACUGUCAAGGAUCUCUAUGACGUAAUUACGUGGAGAGUGACAUUUCCCGCAGUUCAUCAGGCCAGUAUAAAGUAUCUAUUUGACACACAUAAAAACGCACAAGUUGUAAAAACCUGCAGCAGACUUGUAGCAAUGCUGUUCCAUCAACUUGUCCGCUGCAGGAUGUGUUCGUACUGCUUGUUCCCAGCUUGUUGACAAGUUCUCAACGGCUUUGUUGACAACCUGCUACAAGUUGAAGGUUGUUGAGCUCGACAGACUUGUUACAAGUUGUUUCAACAACUUGUUAUCGUCCUGCAAUUCAACAGUUUAUCAACAAGUUGUGAGUUACAAUAAUAAUAUAUGUUUGUGAUGUUGUCUCUGAGCGUGUCCACACCAUUGAACUAUAAAUAAACUGGAAGGCUAACUCGGGGGGAAAUUGAAGCCAGUGCAUUUUAGUUUUUCUGAGUUAUGAGCAGAAAUACUCAACACUGAACGUUGCGCUAUAUAUCAAACUGAAGCUAUUGAAAAACGCUAUUUGGUGUAGAAAUUUCAAGACUUUAGCUAAAAGGGAAAUAUUGAAAAACUACAAACAUAAUUACCGAUAAUUUGCCGUUUUGCAGUUGUUUUUGUAUUCUUUAAAUAUUUUUCUUUUCGCUGAAGUCUUGAAAUUUCCAUACCGAAUAGCAAUUUUCAAUAGCUUCAAUUUGAUAUAUAGCCCGACGUUUGGGAUCAAGUAUUUCUGCUCAUAACUCAGAAAAACUAUUUUGGCUUCGUCAAAUCAUAGGCCUUCAUCAUAGCAGUUAGCCCUCCAGUUUAUUUAUAGUUCAAUGCUCCACACCGGCAAGCUGACAUGCUUGAUCGCGGUGGAAAUCGAACUCGUGACCUUUGGUUUUGCUGGUCCAUCCGCGACCUUUGGUUUGUUAGUUAUAUCUGCACCUGAGUGCAUACCAGUGAACUCUAUAGGUAAACUGGAACGAUAACUCCAGUGAUCAAGUCCUAUGAUUGGUUGAAGCCAAAUUCGAAGCCCGGGAUGAACUAACUUUCAAAAGGACUAGGGAGAGUUUCGAAGAGCGGGAAAGUCAGUCGAACGCCUGCAUUCUAAAAGCUCACUCACGCUCACACUCAAAGAGUGGAGGUUCAAUCUGAGCUUCGCUUGAGUGUCAGUGCUGUUUUUGAAUAGCUGAAGGGUUAGUCUCGUACCUUACUAUGUGACUACUCACCCUCCAGUUAUUCAAAAACAGCACUGACACACAAGGGAAGCUCAGAUUGAACCUCCACUCUUUGAGUGGUAUCGUAGGUAUCAUAUCUUACGCCCGUAUUCUAAAAGCUCACUCACACUCAAAGAGUGGAGGUUCAAUCUGAGCUUCUCUUGAGUGUCAGUGCUGUUUUUGAAUAUUUGGAUGGUUAGUGUCGUAAUCAAGGCAAGCUCAGAUUGAACCUCCACUCUUUGAGUGUGAGCGUGAGUGAACUUUUAGAAUACAGGCGUUAAAAUACAUUGAUAUCGAAGGAACUAUAGACUCAGUUUCGAAAUAUCACGAACUCGAACCGACUUGACCUCGUAGCUCAUUUGGCAGAGCAUUGGACUAGUAUCCCAAAGCGGCAAAGCUUUCGGGUUUAAUUCCCACCGUGGCCAAGCAAACUUUUCAGCUUCCCCGGUGUGGAGGGACACUCAGCAUAACACCACAAACAUUAGUUUCUAAUAUUCCAUUCGUAUUUUUUAGCUGGUGGAUGCAAAAUUUCGUUUUAUAAAUAGCACGCGUUUUGGCGUCGCUAUUGUGAAAUGUUUUGGUGUGUGCCCACGAGCAGGGAGAUAUUCAGCCACAGGUUAUCGAGGGAUAACCCUGAUCGCAGAGAUUGAUGGGAAACCACUCGAGGUUCAGCUCAUGACGCCAUAUAUGGUCAUGUGGGCUGAUUGGGCGUAUGGUGUUUUACUUGAUGUAAGUAUGAGUUUGAAGUUCCAAUUCAGAUAUGAAGUACCAACCCGGAGUUUUCAUUUCGAAAGAUUUUUUCCUUUUUAAUUUAUGGAAAUUUUGGAUAUUAGAAGAGAAAAACGGAAAUCCAAAAUAGAAGGAAAUAUGAAAUAAAAUGUUGAAUUAUGAAAGGAAAAAAGAAGUAAAUUUCAUAUUUACUGAUUUUUUAUGUUGUGUGUGAAAGUCUUUAGAAAAGGUUGCACUAUUUUGGUUUAUUUUGUGUACUGGUCUAAGAAUUAGAUUGAAGACGAGUGCACGCGAGGUCAUGCACCAGCCAGCACUGAAACAGGAUCCUCUUGAUACGAUAUACUUUAUACCGAGUAUUUUACUUUCUUAGAAAUCUCUGGGAUCGGAAAAAGAUGUACAGAAAUACAGUCGCCAACUUUCAAAGUAUUACUACGAACUCGAUAGCCUACGCGACAAACGGCCCGCUUGUCCGAAAACUUUGCGCAAAACUAACAUGAAAUCGCUCAUGAAAGAAGCCAAAAUUUUCGACGCCCUAGGCGGUCCUCUUUCCGCCUGUCAGUUUUGGAACGAUCUCACUGUUAAUAAGAAUCUCAACACCGGUGCACGCCGGGAAGUGAUUGGCCAAGUGAUCGAGCAGAAGUCAAAGGGGCAUGGAAACGAGCCUAGUGUUAUAGAUAUUGAUAAAAUCUUGAAACCGGGGGAUCUUGAGGAAGGCAAGGGCAAGGGAAAUGGCAAAGAAUCGAAAGGAUCGAAAAGAAGUUCGGAAUGGCCCGUGUAUUAUUACUACUAACUAUAUAGCAAGCCAACAAUAAAAUAGCCAGUCACUGACCUGCACGUAUUACUGGACUAAACAAAGCUGGUCACAGAACUCUAUAUUUGGACUAAAUUUUACUUCUGAAAGGCCAGCCACUCACAGGACAGGAUUAUUUGCAAAAGCAGAAUGAAAUACUUGAGUUACUCAAGCUUCACAGUCAACUUCAUAAAUUUUCAUUUUUUUUCUCAGUCAGGCAAAAACAAGGAUCGUCAAGUAAUGCUCUAUUUUAGUUGCCUCUUAUCUCUUUCGAUACUAAUAAUAACCGG
Paramuricea clavata is the source of this 3335-nucleotide messenger RNA. Lineage: Eukaryota; Metazoa; Cnidaria; Anthozoa; Malacalcyonacea; Plexauridae. The record is from the annotation of a GenBank genome assembly.